Hordeum vulgare subsp. vulgare (domesticated barley) is the source of this 1712-nucleotide messenger RNA. Its product is annotated as syntaxin-related protein KNOLLE-like. Gene Ontology annotation, cellular component: SNARE complex; endomembrane system; plasma membrane. Gene Ontology annotation, molecular function: SNARE binding; SNAP receptor activity. The record is from RefSeq and is a predicted model, not a curated record. Bases 662 to 1582 code for a protein of 306 amino acids. Lineage: Eukaryota; Viridiplantae; Streptophyta; Magnoliopsida; Poales; Poaceae. The transcript has a single exon. Gene Ontology annotation, biological process: vesicle fusion; exocytosis; intracellular protein transport.
UUUUUCAUUUUUAACCUUUUCUUUUUGGCCCCGGUUUGGCUGCAGCAUCAAAAUGAUUUUGUAAUGUAACCUGAUUAAUAGAGUAAUGCCAUUUUUUCAUUAGCAUGAUGAUUAGCUGAGCGCCGUACGGCAAGGCGUAGGUGUGGCGUUCGUUGCGUAGGCCCUGUUUGAAUACUCUAACUCGGUUAGAUGUUAGAGUUAGAUUCUAAUCCUAAACUAACUCUAACCAAAGAGGUGUUUGAAUGAAAGGGUUAGAUUGUCAAUAAAUGAACCUUUUUCAAUCAUUUGACUCCUUUAUCAAGGAUUUGGUGUGGUGGAGGUAGAGAGAAAAUUAACAUUUUAUGGGCCCAACCCAACUCUAACCCAAAUAAACACCUCUUGGGUGUGUUAGUUUUUUUAAAUGGGUUAGAUGCAUCUAACCAACUCUAACCAUCCUGUUUUGGGUUAGAUUGGUCUAAUCUAACUCAUCGAUCAAACAGGACCGUAGUGUUGUACUUCUGUUUUUUGAGCAGGUUUGAGCAGGUUAUUAAAGUUGACAGACGUGUCCACUACUACUACACCUUCCCGUCUCCGUCGCCUUAACUAAAAGAUGAGAUGGCUUUUGCAAUGGACUAGUGGCAUUUGACAACACCACCAUCACCAAUCUCUAGAUCCAGCCAAGAUGAACGAUCUGAUGACGGACUCCUUCGUCGGCGCCGCUGCAGCAGCGCCCCAGGCGAAGAGGCAGCAAGACGGCGGGUCUGCCGCCGGCGUCGACAAGCUGCAGGCGUUCUUGGCGGAGGCAGAGGCGGCCAAGAACGAGAUGACCGCGCUGCGCAACGAGCUUUCCCAGCUGCAGUCCGCGCACGAGGCUUCCAAGUCCCUCCUCCGCCCCGGCGCGCCCCGCGCCGCCACGCAGGCCGCGCUCGUCCGCCUCCUAGGCUCCGCCCGCCGCCUCCGCGCCCGCCUUGCAUCCAUGGACCGCCGCGCCCCGGCGCCCGCUGCACACGCCACCGCGGGCCUCCGCGGCCGACUCCAGGACCUCACUGCCGGGGUCCAGACCCUCCGGCGUCAGGUCUCCGCCGAGCGCCGUGGCGACGCGGCCCGCUGCUACCUCGCCGUGGCCGGCGAGGCCCCCACCGAGGACCAGCUGGAUCGACUCGUGGCAAGCGGCAGUGCGGGCGCCAACGACGCCGACGAGGCGAUGCGGGCGGCCAUGCUGUCGUCCUCCGAGGUCGAGAAGGUGGAGGGUGGGCUCUUGGAGCUGCAGCAGCUGUUUCUUGACAUGGCCGCGCUGGUUGAGUCCCAGGGCCCGCUCUUGGAGGACGUUGAGCGGCAUGUCGCAGCGGCAGCGGAGGACGUCGGGGCGGCCGAGGGGGAGCUGCGAGAGGCCCAGCGGCUCCAGGGCGCCGCGCGGCGGAGGAGAAUGUGGUUGGGCGGGGGGCUCGCGGCGCUGCUGCUGGUUGCCCUCGCCGUGGCGGCCGUCGUGGUGGCUCUCGCUCUGUCGCGGCGCAAGGGCGGCAGCGUGCAGCUCGCCGGUGCCGCCAUGUCUGGCUUUGGGGAAUUUGCUGGUGUAGGUGUGUUUCGUUUUCCUGGGUUGUGAACUUGUGAUGCGCCAGCGUGGCCGCGUUCACUUUUUCGGUUGGGGAGUGCCGCGCGCCGGGCGAAAGAUCCACCAACCCAGUGAGUCCGCAUCGUUUGGAUCUAUAUACAACAUUUUUUGUUUCGAUGCA